Molecule: messenger RNA, 423 nt
Organism: Linnemannia hyalina
Lineage: Eukaryota; Fungi; Mortierellomycota; Mortierellomycetes; Mortierellales; Mortierellaceae
Source: the annotation of a GenBank genome assembly
AUGCUGGAAUCUCUACGGCUGACACUCAUUAUCCCGGAACUUGAAGCCCAGCAGACCGUAUUGGGCUUCUUUGUCAGUUGUCCUUUGCCUCUCAAGGAUUUCCACCUGAAGCCAAAGGAUCUGGAGGAUUACACUAAGCCAUCGGGAAUACAUGUCGCGAAUGAGGUCGCGAAUGAGGUCGCUGCUGUACCUUGGGCGUCGGAAGUUCUGGUGGAAUACGAGCAACAAAUUUGCCAUGCUCUGACGGACUGGACGAUUAUCAGCGCUUGGGAUUAUGAGGUUAUGGCGGUUGUCCCCAUGCUCAGCGUCUGUCCCGAGCUUGUGAGCCUGGCGUUACCCAGGAUGGUCCACCUGUUCAACAUCGACCAAGCCGCUACACCCAUUUUCUGUCAUUCCCCUAAGAUUCGGAGACUGAAGCAAUAG